AAAUUCAGUUUAUUAUGAUGAGCCAAUAAGAUGAAAGUGUUACAAAAUGUUUUAUCAGGCAUUAGAAACAUCUUAUGACUUUAGAGUUAAAGCUGCUUUACCUUAUCAGUUCUUUUAUAGAAAUGUGGCUGCGAUAAAAGCAAUUUUUAUCGUGUAACGUAGUACAGAAUAUUAACUGAAGAGAAAUUUUAUUAAUGAUUGACACUUAAGUCAUGGAUAAAAGUUAAACAACAAUAAAUUACAAGAAAUCAAAGUAUUAAAAGAAUGACUUUAAAAUGUUUCUAAAUGAAAGAAAUUUAAUACAUUUUGUAUCUUCCUUCAUUAUUUAAUUUAUUCUGGUGCUACCAUAAUCAUUUCUAUAAAUAAUACACUGUACAUUUUAUUUUAUUUUUUGAUGUAUUUAUGAAGAGAUAUCCUAAAGAAAUGGUUCAAAUACAUUGGACUAUGCAUUCAUGUAUCAAACGCUUAUGGGAAAGAUUGAAAUUCUAUGGUUAUUUGAUAAAAUUAACUUUCGUAACUUUAUGUUAUAAUGAAUUUGCUGAUAAAUUUUAUGUUGGAGAUACGUGUAUGGAGCCGAUGUUUUGGUUUGUUGACCAUUUUACAAAGGCAAUGGGACCAAUAUUUGUUGUGGGAGUAAUCAUUUUAACUUUAUCUAUGAUUAUCAUUGCAUAUACAAUUGGUUUAUCAUUCUGGUGGCAAACUAGUAUCCCAUUUACUAUUCUAUUAUUGAUAGUGGGAAAUUGGCUUCUUGUUAAUGUCAUCUUCCAUUAUUAUAUGGCAUUUAUCACUUUACCAGGCUAUCCUCCUGAGGGAGCUUUGGUGCCAGAAGCUGUAUCAAUAUGUAAACGUUGUAUUUCGCCCAAACCACCUCGUACUCAUCAUUGUAGUGUUUGCAAUCGUUGCAUUCUUAAAAUGGAUCAUCACUGUCCAUGGUUGAACAAUUGCAUUGGAUAUUAUAACCAUAGAUAUUUUUUCAUGUAUUGUGUUUAUAUCUGGUUGAGUGUUUCUUUUGUCUUAUUGUUUGGUAUUCCUAUUGCAUAUGUGCAUUUUUUUGUUGAAGUGAGAACUCAACCAUUAAAUACCACCAUUGUUAUUCCUGAGAACAAAACCCAUCAACUUUCCACUUAUGUCAAGUCAAAAUCAGAAAAAUCUGAUUUAGAAACUUUUAUCAAAGAAAAGUAUUCAACGUCUAUUACCUCUACGACAGUCAAUAAUCGUUCUUUCGUUGAUUACCUAUAUCAUGCCUGUCUUGUUUAUGCAGCUUUAUUGUGCCUUGGUGUGUUUCUGGCAAUUGGAGCACUCACAAUGUGGCAUGCUCGGCUAAUAACUCGUGGAGAGACUAGUGUUGAAGCCCAUAUCAAUAAAAAGGAAAGAGAAAGAUUAGCAAAAGAAGGAAAGACAUAUAAAAAUCCUUACAAUUUUGGACCAAGGAAAAACUGGAUUAUAUUUUUAGGACUGACAAAUGGGAGGGAUUUACGACAUGUGUUAUUUCCAUCCCGACACAAACCAGAUGGAGACGGUCUGCGCUGGCACACGCGAAACGAAAUAAAAAUUAUCGAUGAUUGGAAUGUUAUCAUUGAUAGUGCCAAAGAGAAAUGAUCAUUUUUCUACUUAAAGAAUUUAUUGUCAUAGGAUUUAAUUUAUUUUCAAAGUAUGUUAAUUUUUUUUACUUUGAAUUAAAUAUUUAAAAAUGACAUGUAUAAUUUAUAAUUCAGAUUUUGGCCAUGAGAAUGUGCUGUGCUGUAAGUUUUUUUUUUGUGGAGGAUCUUGUAAAUAUUUUAAGUAUUUCAUAAAAUGCAGAAUUUAUUUCUGAUUCAUCUUAGACCUAACCACUCUCAUUAAAUUUCUCUCUUUAAAAUAUGAGUGAGUUAUUUUUCAUAGAACAACUUAUUACUUUACAUGACAACCAAAACAAAUCAAAGAAUAAAGAAACAAAUACAUAUACACAGAACUUAUGUGCAGAUGUUCAUGACAUGCAAGUGUAUGAGGACUGGGAAAUUGUUUAUUAAUGAAAAUAGUAAUUGAAAAGCUGAUGUAGAGUGCUAAUCUUUGUAUUCCUCUAAAACUUUUAAAAAUCCAUAAUUAUGAAUAGUUACUACAAACAGUUUUUAGAUGGUUUGUUUGUAUUACUUGGCACAAGAGCCAUGUAGGCUAUGCUGCAUAAAGGAUAAAUGACAAAUACAUAGCCUAAAAGUUUAACAAUGGCAUUUGGUUCCACUGACAUUCCAACUGGAAUUUUUUACACUACCUCUGAACCAGUUGGAUAAGUGAAAACUAUUAAUUCCUUGAAAAGAUUGACAACUCACAAGAAAAUUGUAUGUGAUUUGCAUUUUGAUUAAAGAUUUCUUAUUAAGAAUUAAGUUCAUAUAAUUGAGGGUAAAACAGUUGAGAUUCCCCGUGGAAAAUGGCAACUAACACGAGAUGCUUAUCGUUCGAGUUUUCCCAAUUGCCCAUCAUAUUUGCCAUUUAAAAGUUCCUAAAUUACUGCAGUCUCCAAGAAAAAGGAAAACUACUGCCAACAUAAAUAAUAAUUCAAAAGUUGCAACAAUAUCAAGUAAAAUGACCUUUUAGUAAUGUUUAAAAACGUUAAUAAGUUAUUUGCUUUUUAAAAUAACUAGCCGAUGGUGCAAUUGAAGAUCCAUCAAAUUCACCUUAUGAUGUAUUAUCAUCACCACUAUGUAUAGCAUGUUAUAGAAAUAGCAUAAAUAAGUUUGUUUGUUUGUUUUAAGUUAUGGCAACGCAACACUUUGGCGAACACUUCUGCCUAGGG
Molecule: messenger RNA, 2770 nt
Organism: Centruroides sculpturatus (bark scorpion)
Lineage: Eukaryota; Metazoa; Arthropoda; Arachnida; Scorpiones; Buthidae
Product: palmitoyltransferase ZDHHC16-like
Exons: 10
Coding region: 403-1599 (398 amino acids)
Biological process (GO): protein palmitoylation
Cellular component (GO): Golgi apparatus
Molecular function (GO): palmitoyltransferase activity
Source: RefSeq, a predicted model, not a curated record